Molecule: messenger RNA, 1368 nt
Organism: Colletotrichum higginsianum IMI 349063
Lineage: Eukaryota; Fungi; Ascomycota; Sordariomycetes; Glomerellales; Glomerellaceae
Product: C6 finger domain-containing protein
Exons: 2
Coding region: 1-1368 (455 amino acids)
Biological process (GO): regulation of transcription by RNA polymerase II
Molecular function (GO): zinc ion binding; DNA-binding transcription factor activity, RNA polymerase II-specific
Source: RefSeq, a predicted model, not a curated record
AUGAGCGAACCGAACAUGGCCGGCGCGAAGCACGGAGACCCUGGCUGCACCUGCACGACAUGCCACAUCGCGAAGAGAAGAUCCCAUAAGAAAUCCCGGAACGGAUGCAAGAGUUGUAAGCAGAGGAGGAUAAAGUGUGAUGAAGUUAAGCCUCUCUGCGGACAAUGUGUAAAAGCGGCCAUCGCUUGCGAUUUCCCGGCACUGGCCUCGAGUUCAGUUGAGCGGGAGCCGUCUGGUCCGAUUAAGACUCUCGCCUUACAACCCCGAAAACGAGGUCGUCCACGCAAGGACUGGGAUGCAGUGUUUAGAGGACCUAGUCCUUCCCACGGCAUGCCGGGCUCGUUGGACAGUAUGAGAUCAACGUCAGCCGAUACGGCUCUUGUAGCGGCAUUGCCAGAUCAGGGGAUGAUGGAUCUCCCGUGGAUAUGGACGGUAGACGAUCUCGAGUUGCAGCACCACUUUUUGACAUCCAAGGACCUCACCUUCCAGGACUCAAAGCUCUGGCGCGAGAAAGUUCCGCGUCUGGCCUUCAGAAACCACUGCGUACUGCACCUCCUUCUCGCCGUCUCCGCCUUGCACAUGGCAAAGCAGAAGCCCAGCGAGUCAGACCGAUACACACAGCUUGCAGAUAGCCAUUACAUUGUAGGCCUUCGUCAAGUCAUGGAGCUUCUGCCUACCCAAAACAAGGCCUUGGCCGACGCACUCUACAUAUCGACAACCCUUGUUUGCGCCUACGCCUUUGCAGCGAAACCCAGCCCGGGUCAUCUCCUCGUCAUUGCAGACGGAGAGGAAGUGGCAUGGUUUGAGCUCCUGAAGGGCGUUCGCAUUGUCGUUACCAACAUGGGAUGGGAUGCCAUCUUUUCAGGGGUACUGGGGCCUCAUCCCGAUCCCGAAGAAAAACCGCUGCCCUCGACGGCUCCGACGACAAAUAGGGCGGUUCAAUGGGAGCCGCCACUGCGCAGCCUCGCAGAUUUCAUCUCUGUCUCCAACGAUCCAGACAAACAGGUCCUCGAAGACAUGGCUGAAAGCGUUAUUUCGUGUUUCCGGUCAACGUUUGGCACCACUGAAGAGCCAAAGCUGACGGUAGACGGCAAGAUGGAGGUUGUGAUUGGAUGCGUAUAUGCAAUGAAGGACGAAUUUGUUCUCUGUCUCAAAAAGAAGAGCCCUUUGGCCCUUCUCAUCCUAGCAUACUUCGUGGUUCCCAUCAAGACACUUGAAUGGGUGUGGUACAUGGAGGGCUGGGCAAAUCACAUCCUGCACGGAGUCGCGCUCAUCUUGGGACCGAGAUAUCGUGAAUACUUGCGAUGGCCAACAGAGGAAAUCGAGAGAUUGAACUCAGACAGAAUGAACCAGACUGUCACUCCAUGA